AUGGAUGUGAUCCGUCCACGAAGACCACAUCACAAGAGUAGAACCGGAUGUCUUCAAUGCAAAUCAAGAAAGGUCAAGUGUGAUGAGAAGAAACCAUCAUGCCAGAAAUGUCAAAGUUAUGGUUCGGGUUCAGAAUGCUCGUAUUUGCGCACACAUCCCAUGAAGAGUCUUCAUAGUCACGAGAUUCAGUGCAGUACGAUGAUGCGACAAGGCUCAAAGUCAAAAUCACCAGCGUCUGAUAUCUCACCUUCAAAAGUUGAAUUGAGUCCUAGACCAGUUGUUUCGCCUGCUCCAUCUCUGCCUGCUUCAAAUUAUUCCUUUUCUAUCCUUGAUAUGGAACUACUUCAUUAUUACACCAUGUAUGGCGUUUCAGAUUUCGUCGACUUUGCUACUGGCCAAGAACUCUAUAGGACAACUGUUGUAGAACUAGCUUUCCAGUUUCCAUUUCUUAUGCAUGAGAUUCUUGCCUUGGCCGCCUUGCAAUUAUCACAUGCCCGACCCCUCAAAGCUGCUUACUAUCACGGAGCAUCAACUAUUCACCUAACUGCCGCUCUCCAACUGUUCCAAUCUGCGAUUUCCGAUCUCACGGCUGAAAACUUUCAAGCAUGUUUCGCGUUCACAACCAUCAUGUUUACAUUCGCCUGGACGUCACAGGAUUCCAAUCUUCCCAAUCAUCUGUUCUUUGGGCCCGAUUGUGCCGAAAAUGAAAGUACAUUUCCUCACUCGCAAUGGGUCAAGCUUUACCGAGGUUCCAAUUUUAUACUCAAAAGUACUUGGGAAAAUCUGUCUCGCGGUCCGUUCAAAGUGCUAUUCGACCCUUGGAUUGAUUUUCAACGGGAUUUUAUCCCACCACUCGACCCAGUCGAUGAUUCCCAUGUCUCUUCGCUAGCAAGCGCGUGGUCUAGUACUUCUGCAUGCGAGCUCUCGCUCGAAGAGCGAAAACAUUUGGAUAGUGGACUCGAUAUGUUGAAACGAGUUUUUGGACUCCUGAGAGCACCUAAUGCACCUUCACCCCUAAGCGUGGUCAUGAGUUGGUUUUCUUCCAUCACCGAUGAGGUGGAGGCGAUGCUGGCUAGGAAAGUGAAAGAAGCGUUGCUACUCGUGGCAUAUUAUUGUGUGUGUAUACAUCGUGUGUCACAUGUAUCGUGGAUGAGUGGGAAGGGGAAGAAUUUGUUGCAGACUACUUUGGAUGAGUUGGGGCCUGGAUGGGAGCAAUGGACGGCGUGGCCUAUAGAAGUCGUUUUGGGGAGGGAAUGGAGGGGUGGGAAGACGAUGAGUGUGGAUUUUAUUAGUGGUGCAUCAUGA
This is a messenger RNA of Botrytis fragariae, 1305 nucleotides long. Its product is annotated as putative c6 zinc finger domain-containing protein. The coding region runs from base 1 to 1305 and encodes 434 amino acids. The record is from RefSeq and is a predicted model, not a curated record. Gene Ontology annotation, molecular function: DNA-binding transcription activator activity, RNA polymerase II-specific; zinc ion binding. NCBI's taxonomy places the organism in Eukaryota, Fungi, Ascomycota, Leotiomycetes, Helotiales, Sclerotiniaceae. The transcript has 2 exons. Gene Ontology annotation, biological process: regulation of transcription by RNA polymerase II.